ACCACCGACGUUUGCGAGGAGGUCAAGCCCGCCGUCGUCCACGAGACCGUCCAGCGCUCCGAGCGUGAGGAGGUCACUGAGGCCAUUGACCGCGAGCACCACAUCCAGCACUACCAGCAGCGUGUCCAGCCCAUUGCUGACCGUCAGGUCGAGGCUGAGGUUCACAUCCAGAAUGUCGUCCCCGUCACUGAGCGCCGUGUGGAGGCCGAGAUGGCUCCUGAGGCUGCCCGUGCCCUCGAGGCGCAGCAGGCUGCUUUCCACGACGAGCGUACCGUCCUCCCUACCCAGCGCGUCCAGGUAAAUGCCGGUGCCGUCGCUACUGAGCACACCCACCACCACGUUCAGGAGGUUAUCCAGCCCGUCAUUGAGCGCGAGACCAUCCAGAACAAGGUCAUCGAGACCACCGUCCCCAUUCACGAGACCAUCCAGGAGGCUCCUGUCGUCCACAAGCCCACCGUCCAGCCCACCAUGACCAUGGAGGAGUUCAAGGCUGCUGGUGGUUCCCUCGAGGGCCGAGGUGAGGUCUGCCAGACCUUCACCGGC
This is a messenger RNA of Saitoella complicata NRRL Y-17804, 543 nucleotides long. RefSeq lists its product as uncharacterized. NCBI's taxonomy places the organism in Eukaryota, Fungi, Ascomycota, Saitoellomycetes, Saitoellales, Saitoellaceae. The transcript has a single exon. The record is from RefSeq and is a predicted model, not a curated record. The annotation marks the transcript as partial.